Messenger RNA from Ilex paraguariensis (yerba mate), 180 nucleotides. Lineage: Eukaryota; Viridiplantae; Streptophyta; Magnoliopsida; Aquifoliales; Aquifoliaceae. The record is from the annotation of a GenBank genome assembly.
AUGGAGGAGCUUGCAGGCUAUACAGUAGGUGGUGGAUCAUUGGGCAAAGUGGACAGUGGAUUAUCAAAGGGGAGAUCAAUAUGUAUAGUCCCCAGUACUUUUGCCAGUGAUGAAGUGGAAGACCCAGAUGGCAUGGAGCCUUAUGAGUACUCCAUAAAAUGGGGACUUGUGGUGGCAGAG